Populus trichocarpa (black cottonwood) is the source of this 1173-nucleotide messenger RNA. Its product is annotated as cytokinin riboside 5'-monophosphate phosphoribohydrolase LOG3. Lineage: Eukaryota; Viridiplantae; Streptophyta; Magnoliopsida; Malpighiales; Salicaceae. Gene Ontology annotation, molecular function: hydrolase activity, hydrolyzing N-glycosyl compounds. The record is from RefSeq and is a predicted model, not a curated record. Gene Ontology annotation, biological process: cytokinin biosynthetic process. Gene Ontology annotation, cellular component: nucleus; cytosol. Bases 235 to 915 code for a protein of 226 amino acids. The transcript has 7 exons.
GCUCCCUCAAGAUUAAUAUUGGCCAAGCAAAACCAAGAAAGAAACCAUACCAAGGCGGUCUCUUUAAUUUCCUCCUUGUUCUCUGUUUUUCUCUUCUUCCUUCCUUCCCUCCUUCCUUUUCAGUCUUUGACACAUCCACACACACACAAUACUAAGUAGUACUAGUAAUAGAGAGGUUAGCAAAAACGACAUAACAGAGAAUCAUAUAUAUAGCGAGCAAUAUUCAAAAUUGAAAUGGAGAUGGUUGAGACAACGAUCACUCUACAGCAACAGCAAUCAAUGCUGUCCAAGUUCAAGAGGAUUUGUGUGUUUUGUGGGAGUAGUCAAGGCAAGAAGACUAGCUAUCAAGUUGCUGCUAUUGACCUUGGCAACGAAUUGGUUUCACGGAACAUUGAUCUGGUCUAUGGAGGAGGUAGCAUAGGUUUGAUGGGUUUGGUUUCACAAGCUGUUCAUGAUGGUGGUCGUCAUGUUAUUGGAGUUAUUCCCAAGACGCUCAUGCCUCGAGAGUUAACUGGCGAAACAGUAGGGGAAGUGAAGGCAGUUGCAGAUAUGCAUCAAAGGAAGGCAGAGAUGGCUAAGCAUUCUGAUGCUUUUAUUGCCUUACCAGGUGGUUAUGGAACGCUGGAAGAGUUACUUGAAGUCAUAACCUGGGCUCAACUUGGAAUUCAUGACAAACCGGUUGGACUGCUCAAUGUUGAUGGAUACUAUAAUUCUCUGCUCUCAUUUAUUGACAAAGCUGUGGAGGAGGGUUUUGUUAGUCCCAGUGCACGCAACAUUAUUUUAUCCGCUCCAACAGCAAAAGAGUUGGUGAAGAAACUGGAGGAGUAUGUCCCCUGUCAUGAAAGAGUUGCAUCGAAGUUGAGCUGGGAAAUUGAGCAACUUGGCUACUCUCAAAAUUAUGAUAUCUCUAGGUGAUAUGUGGAUGGCUGCAGUAAACAAUCGGUAGAUGGGUUUGGAAGUGAAAGGAGCUAAUUUUGGACAAUCAACAUUGAAAUUUCCUUUGUGGGAAUUCUUUUUGUAAAUUAUUGCAAUUAAUCUCAAUAUGUUAAGCUUCUUAAAUGCUCUAUUCUAGUUAAAAUUUAAUGUUUUUCUGUUAAGCUGUAAUUAAGUAUGAGAUGCUUACGAACAUUCCCAUUUUAAAUGUUGACUAAUUUAUGUUUUAAUUAUCAUUCA